AUGUCGACGAUUGUUCCUCCUGGCACCGGUCAGCCCGAUUACAAUCGAGGCCCCGAAAUAGCCGGGGCGGUGGUAUCAACGACUCUCGCUGCAUUGGUUGUAGUUUUGGCAAGGAUAUUCGUGCGUGUCCGCAUGACCAGGAGCAUCGGCACUGAUGACUAUGUUAUGCUUGCAGCUAUGCUUCUCUCUUUGACUGGAAUGGGAAUUGUCAUCGCUCAGGUUCAGUAUGGAGCUGGUCGCCAUGCGGUGUAUCUAGACCCCGAAGUGAAUCGAUUCGGCCUCAAACUGAAUUUCAUCUCACAGCCCAUAUACCUUUGGGCUAUUCCUAUGGUCAAGGUGUCAGUGGGGUUCUUCUUGAUACGAAUCAGCCCUUCGGUUUACUAUAAACGUAUCUUACAAGGAGUGAUGACCUUCCUUAUCGCUUAUACCUUUGUCUGCUUCAUGACGUUGAUGUUACAAUGCAAAAACUUAGCAAUACUAUGGGAUUCUCGCGUCGAGACAACAUGCUGGUCACAAUCAACGCUUCAAGGCUUAAGUUAUGCUAACUCAACCGUCAAUAUCGUAACCGACAUAUUCUUCGCUCUACUACCGAUCCCGAUGCUUUGGAAUGUUAAGAUCAAUGCUCGAACCAAAGCUUCACUAAUCUGCGUUUUAGGCCUCGGUGUAUUUGCAUGCGCUGCUGCUAUUGUGAAAGCUGCGUUUAUCACUAAUUAUGGAAAAACCGGCGAUUUUCUUUGGGACUCCGCCAACCUGACAAUUUGGAUAGCAACCGAAACGAACGUGGGGAUCAUUUCUGGCAGUUUGCCCUGUGUUAAGCCGAUGUUUAAGAAAGUCUUCGACAGCUCGCUACGAUACGGAUCUUCGCGCAAGAAAGACGAAUACGACCUCCGUGCCUAUGGUCGCGGUACCAAUCCAAAGGGCUCGAGAUAUAUACAGUCACAAACGGGAAACGGGAUCGUUCGAAGCGGGGCCGUUCCUAAUAGCUUGGCGGACAACAUCAGCGAGGAGAGCAUCCUGACCCAAAAGCCUAAUGAGAUCACCAAGACUACCGUCAUAACAAUCGAUCGAGGUGUCGAUGAUCGAGGCGAAGCCUCAGGUGAAGUCGCAGGAUGGCAGAAGGACUACCCCGAGCGAGUCGUAGAAGAUAGACUAUGA
Messenger RNA from Hypoxylon trugodes, 1155 nucleotides. RefSeq lists its product as uncharacterized. The record is from RefSeq and is a predicted model, not a curated record. Bases 1 to 1155 code for a protein of 384 amino acids. Lineage: Eukaryota; Fungi; Ascomycota; Sordariomycetes; Xylariales; Hypoxylaceae. The transcript has 6 exons.